CUGACGAUGGAAUCUGCUGCUGUCGAUGAUGUCGGCGGGGCUCAGGAAAAGGUAUAAGAUGGUGCUGCGCGCCAAAGGCUGAGGUGUUUGUUCAACACUACUCCUCCAUCGCCUUCCUACGUCGUUCUAUCUACUAUUAUGAAAACCGCAAUCGCAACCGCAGCAGCUGCUGCUGCUAUGCUAUCUACCAUGGCCAAUGCUCAGGCAUUCACCUUGAAAGCCCUUACUCCGGCUGGCACCAACAACAUUCCCCUCGUUGCAUGGAACGGCAUGUUUAUCGGUGCCUACCCCGGCAACAGAACUACCGCAACCUGCCCAUCCUACGACCCUAACUGCCCAGGAAAAGAUACCACCAUCUUCUCUGGACCUGUUCUUGGCAAGGAGCCAACUCAACUGUGGCUGGGUAUCUUGCAGCAGGGCGGUCAAAGAGUUUACAUGCACGAACCUACUGGAGCACUCGAAGAACGUGCAGGCUACGGCCAGUUGAUCAGUUACACGGCGGCAGGCAACGACGAGUCCGCCAACGUCCCUAUGGUCGACAAGUUCGAGGAUCUCUUCAACAUCAUCGAGUAUCCUGAUGUCAGCAAGGGAACCUACGGUGCAAAGGAAGGCGAUCUCGUCCUGGCUCAUGGCCCCAACAACGACACUUCCUUCAAUUUCUGCACCGAGACCAUCUUUGCUGAGGGCACCAACUAUGGCGGCUACACUUCGAUUUUGUCGACCAUCGGCAAAUACUGCUCGCCUAUCAAUGUUGGCGUUGAAUACACCACUGUGGAUGCUCCGCAGUUCUACAACUGUGAGGGCUGCGAGUACAGAAGCAAGAAUGGACCUGCCUGCGAGCCUCCCUUCUGUGGUAGUAUCAAGAAGAGAUACCAAUGGCUCUAAAACUGCUAGGUAACUACUUACUGGACAGAAAUUGGGUCAAUCGAGUUUGCAAGAUCUGAUGAGCAGUCAUUUCA
Molecule: messenger RNA, 959 nt
Organism: Aureobasidium subglaciale EXF-2481
Lineage: Eukaryota; Fungi; Ascomycota; Dothideomycetes; Dothideales; Saccotheciaceae
Exons: 1
Coding region: 139-885 (248 amino acids)
Source: RefSeq, a predicted model, not a curated record